AGAUAAGAUGCACAAAUGCGUUCAUGUGUUGCUCAAUAUCGUGCUAAUAAUAUCAUAACAGUAUGAAGUGUUUUUUCCAAAAUCUAAAAAUUAUAAAUUUGGAAAUCAUCUACUUAGUUAAUAGCAAACAUGAUUAACUUAGGUACUAUUGGUUUAUCUCUAGUAUUUGCUAUGAUUUUCAAUAAAGUAGUAACUGCCAAACUCCAAUCUCCUCCUCUCAGAAUUGUGAAUGGAACGGACGCAGAGGAUGGAGAAUUCCCAUACAUGGUUCAAUUACUUGACGAUGUUUAUAAUAUUUACUUCUGCGGUGGAUCCAUUAUUGGCGACAAAUGGGUUUUGACGGCCGGUCAUUGUGUUAAAGGUCUCGUAGGUGGACACGUUGUAUACGGAACCAAUGCCUUGGCUGAAGCUAAACAUCUAAACACCACAAUAAAGAUUAAAAAGGCUCAUGCACAUCCACUAUUUGCCUAUAACGGAACAAUACCAUAUUUUGAUGUUGGUAUUAUUGAGCUUGAACACGCCAUUCCAUUCGAUGCCUACGCCCAACCAAUCCAAUUGGCUAAUGGUGGUGCUCAGGUACCUUUCUACCAAAAUGGUACUCUUUCUGGAUGGGGUGUAAACGACAUCGGGGGGGAUUAUAUGAAAACUUUACAAAAAAUCAAUUUGCACCUUUUAAACGAUACAGAAUGCAGUCAAAAAAUUAGAGACUAUAUUGGUGAGGAUAUCUUUAACAGUACUCAUAAUUUGUGUAGUGAUGAUUACUGGAACGGAGAAUGUCUUGGUGAUUCUGGAAGUCCCUUUGUUAUCGAUGGACUUCAAUAUGGCGUGGUUUCUUGGUCUUUUAAGCCGUGCGGCAUCACUCCCGGAACUUACAGUCGUUUGACUACACCAGCUUACCGUGAAUUUAUUAGAAAUGUAACUGGAAUUUAAAAUUAAAAUAUUAUUAUUAAGAUA
Ceutorhynchus assimilis (cabbage seed weevil) is the source of this 954-nucleotide messenger RNA. Lineage: Eukaryota; Metazoa; Arthropoda; Insecta; Coleoptera; Curculionidae. The record is from the annotation of a GenBank genome assembly.